Molecule: messenger RNA, 1635 nt
Organism: Aspergillus costaricaensis CBS 115574
Lineage: Eukaryota; Fungi; Ascomycota; Eurotiomycetes; Eurotiales; Aspergillaceae
Exons: 6
Coding region: 1-1509 (502 amino acids)
Source: RefSeq, a predicted model, not a curated record
AUGGAUUACCUCGAUCGGAUAUACGAUGCUUCGGCGGGAUAUGUCUAUGAUCCGAGUGCUGCGACGGCGCUGCGACACGAUACCAGGACGUCCGUGUGGUAUGCCGUGGGAUUGUUGGCUCGGGAUCAAGGAGAUGAUGUAGCUCAGGCCAUGACUAUCAUUCGAAAUGUGAUAGAUGCGCAGUUCAAGGAUACAACUGAUCAAUGGUAUGGAGACUACCAGCAGUACCCCGAAGAACCCACAGUAGGAACCCCAGCAUACCCGCCCAUUAUCUACGAUACCUGGGACCCCAACUGGAGAGAGUUCAUCGGCACAGCUUUUAUCAUUGCGCUCGAGGAGUUCCCGCAUCUGAUCGAUGCAGAUAUGACGCAGCUGAUGCAUGCCUCGCUUUACAAUGACACUACCGGGGAUAGUUAUCGAGUUGGUGGAGUGGAUGAUGAUAAUUUGUAUCCCUCGUAUACGAACCCGUCCUUAAUGCGUGCCAUCAUCACAGGCUGGACGGGACGCAAACUUGGCGACCAGAAUAUGACAAACUCCGGCGAGACGUACGCACAGGAGAUCAUAGAGCUGUUCGAUCGCGCAGACACGCUUUCGGAAUUCAACAGUGCCACGUACACGGGCGUUUCCCUGAUUGCUUUGACCAUGUGGGCCAAGUACGCUGCAGAGGACUCAGUCAUGAAGGGGAAAGGGAAGGAGAUGUUGCAGGAUACGUGGGACACCAUUGGGGAGUUAUAUCAUGCUGGGUUGAAGAACCUCGCUGGUCCCUGGGAUCGAGCUUAUGGUUUUGAUAUGCAAAAGUACUUUGGUAUCAUGUCGGGACAUAUUUGGUCGCUGGUCGGGAAAGAGACUUCCCCUGUUAUUGAUAAGGUGUAUAUGAUGUCUCAUAACUCCGACUUUUCCAUCUCACCCCUGAUAGCUAUUCUGUCCGACUUUCAUAACUCGCUUGUCCCGUCAUCGGCCAUCCAAGCCCUGAAAACCUUCCCUGGUGAGCAUACGGUCAACACUUCCGCUUACUCUAUUCCAUAUGACUCCUCCCCGCGACAGGUGACUGCGUGGCUGAGUGAAGGCAUCAGCAUUGGAGCAGAGACCUUCAAUGAGUCUGUCGUCGGUGGCCCGGCCAUUAAUCCAUCACAGUUUAACCCGGCUGUCAUUCAGUGGGAUACUGGGGCUGGAGUAGGGUGGAUAACACUGUACGCGACGGAGCCGGCUCUGAAUGCCGAGGUUGGACCCGGUUAUCUGAACCUGACCUAUCCGCGCGGAACGUCGGCCUCUCAAUUCCAGUUCCUGGUAUCUCCUUUUGAGACCCAGAGGAAUGUGGCCAGCUGGGAGGAUAUUGUCGGCCUGGAUGUUACCGUGUCGGGCAAUAUGGACCCGAACAGCCUGAACAUCUCGUAUAGCUUGAGCGACCAAGUCAUCAAUGACUUUAGGUUUUGGAACUUCACUUAUUCCAUGCCGGCGAGUAGCACCGCCAUUCCACAUGUCCUCCUGGAGGUGCAAUUGCAAACAUGAUAUGAUAUAUACGCCGCAUCUCUAUAUCUACUCUUUCGAUGGCGAAAAGGACAUUGGAGAUGGUAGUAACAGAAUAGAUGCCCGUUUAUACCCGUCUGUAUAUUCCAUGUCCUUUUUGGGUCGUCG